CCCAGUGCCAAAAUGGGUGUUGCUGGAAUUCCUCUCUCCCUCUCCCGUAAUGAGGGGGCUGAGCUGUCCCUCCGAGGAGGGGGCACGGUGUGGAUAAAAGAGACGAAAAAUCAGGGGGAGGUUUCCAAAAAUAAAAGCCUCCGGUCCCCAUUCAGGAGGCUACAGUGACGGGGAGAAGGCGCGGAGGUGCGACAGCGGUGCCCACCCAGCUAGAGACGGAGCGCGGCCGCCGGGCUCAUUGCGCGCAGCCCCGGGCCGCCCCCGCAGCCUGGCCCUCGCUCCACGGAGAGCCUGGCCCGUAGUCUGAUUCGGGGCCCCCUAGACGGGGAGAGGCGGGCCACCGGGAGGGGACCGGAGCGCAGCCAGAGGGCGGCCGGGCGCACAGACUGCGAGCCCCGGGGCAGUUACCCGCCCGCGCCGCUUUCCGGGCGCCCCGGCGCCAUGAGGCCCCCAACCACCACCCGCUGCCCCAGGCGUCGGAACCCCUGGAGGAGCUUCUUGCCGCUCACCCUGGCUCUCUUCGUGGGCAUGGGUCAUGCUCAGAGGGACCCGGUGGGAAGAUACGAGCCGGCUGGAAGGGACGCGAGUCGGCUGCGGCGCCCCGGGGGCAGCCACCCCGCAGCGGCUACAGCCAAGGUGUACAGUCUGUUCCGGGAGCAGAACGUGCCCGUUCCGGGUUUGCCGCCCGCGGAGCGGACCCAACCUGGCUGGGGGAGCCCCAGCAGGCCCGCCGAGGCAGAGGCCAGGAGGCCGCCCCGCGCGCAGCAGCCGCGGCGAGUCCAACCACCUGCGCAGACCUGGAGAAGCCGGCCCCUGCGCCAGCAGCAGUCCGCACCCCGGGCCCGGGCCCCCCCGGCCCUCCCUCGCCUCGGGAGCGCGCAGCGGCCGCGGGCUGCACGAGGGCGGCUAACGGGGAGGAAUGUCUGCGGGGGACAGUGCUGCCCAGGAUGGACAACGGCAAACAGUACCAACCACUGUAUCAAACCCGUGUGCCAGCCGCCCUGCCAGAACAGGGGCUCCUGCAGCCGGCCCCAGCUCUGCGUGUGCCGCUCCGGCUUCCGCGGAGCCCGCUGUGAAGAGGUCAUUCCUGAGGAGGAAUUCGACCCCCAGAACUCCAGGCCGGCACCCCGACGCUCAGCCGAGGGGUCUCCCAACCUGCGCAGGAGCAGCGCGGCCAGAGAAAGCACCACAGCCAGAGCGCGGCCACCAGCACCACAGCGGCCGCUGGCCAGGACCCUGAGUGGGCUCAGCCAAACACAUGCCACCCAGCAGCACGUGGGGCUGUCCCAGACUGUCCGACUUUAUCUGGCCACUGCGGCCAAUGGCCAGCUGACCUCCAAUGCCCUGCCCAUGGGGCCAGGCCCUGAGCGGAAGCAUGGUGCCCAGCAGGCAGCAUAUCUGGACCAUCCGUCAUCCUCCUGGGGGCUGAAUCUCACGGAGAAAAUCAAGAAGAUCAAGAUCGUCUUCACUCCCACCAUCUGCAAGCAGACCUGUGCCCACGGGCGCUGUGCCAGCAGCUGCGAGCGUGGCGACACCACCACCCUGUACAGCCAGAGCGGCCACGGGCAUGACCCCAAGUCUGGUUUCCGAAUCUAUUUCUGCCAGAUCCCCUGCCUGAAUGGAGGCCGCUGCAUUGGUAGGGACGAAUGCUGGUGCCCCACCAACUCCACUGGGAAGUUCUGCCACCUGCCCUCCCCCAAUCUGGACAAGGAGCCUCCAGAGAAGGGGGUCCACCACAGGGCCUCGCCACCGGGCCCCUUGAAGCAGUCCACCUUCACACUGCCUCUCUCCAACCAGCUGGCCUCUGCGAACCCCUCCUUGGUGAAGGUGCACAUCCACCACCCGCCUGAGGCCUCCGUGCAGGUCCACCAGGUGGCUCGGGUACGGGGCGAGGUCGAGGAGGCCCCAGAGGAGAACAGCGUGGAGACCAGACCCUCGCCCUGGCUCCCCGCCAGCCCCGGCCAUGGCCACUGGGACAGCAACAGCAUCCCGGCUCGGUCUGGAGAGGUUCCUCGGCCACCACCCCUAGUGGUGCCCAGGCCUCCGGCACUGCUGGGCCGGUGCUACCUGAGUGCUGUGAACGGACAGUGUGCCAACCCCCUGCUGGAGCUGACUGCCCAAGAGGACUGCUGUGGCAGUGUGGGAGCCUUCUGGGGAGUGACCUCCUGUGCCCCAUGUCCACCCAGACCAGCCUCGCCAGUGAUUGAAAAUGGCCAGCUGGAGUGUCCCCAGGGGUACAAGAGACUGAACCUCACUCACUGCCAAGAUAUCAACGAGUGCCUGACCCUGGGCCUGUGCGAGGACUCGGAGUGCGUGAACACCAGGGGCAGCUACCUGUGCACCUGCAGACCCGGCCUCCUGCUGGAUCCGUCCAGGAGUCGCUGUGUGUCGGACAAGGCCGUCUCCAUGCAGCAGGGGCUGUGCUACCGGUUGCUGGGGCCCGGCACCUGCACCCUGCCUUUGGCCCAGCGGAUCACCAAGCAGAUAUGCUGCUGCAGCCGAGUGGGCAAAGCCUGGGGCAGCAAGUGUGAGAACUGCCCCCUGCCUGGCACAGAGGCCUUCAGGGAGAUCUGCCCUGCCGGCCACGGCUACACCUACUCAAGCUCAGACAUCCGUCUGUCCAUGAGGAAAGCCGAGCAAGAGGAACUGACCAGGCCCUCGAGGGAGCAGGGGCGGAAGGGCAAUGGGACCCUGCCCAGGCCAGCAGAGAGGCAACCACUCCGGGAGGCCACCGGCACCUGGCUGGAGGCCGGGACCAUCCCUGACAAAGGUGACUCUCAGGCUGGCCAGGUCACAACCAGUGUUACCCAGCUAUCUGCCUGGGUCCCAGGAGAUGCCAUAGGAACAACACCGCCACUGCCUGGACAGGGGAGCCCAGAGGCCCGGGAAGAAGAGCAAGUGACCGCCCCCACCGAUGUGCUGGUGACCCCGGCCCCGUCAGGCAUUGACAGAUGUGCUGCUGGAGCCACCAACAUCUGUGGCCCGGGAACCUGUGUGAACCUCCCUGAUGGAUACAGAUGCAUCUGCAGCCCCGGCUACCGGCUGCACCCCAGCCAGGCCUACUGCACAGAUGACGAUGAGUGUCUGAGGGACCCCUGCAAGGGAAGGGGGCACUGUGUCAACCGUGUGGGCUCCUACUCCUGCUUCUGCUACCCUGGCUACACGCUGGCCACCUCGGGGGCCACACAGGAAUGCCAAGACAUAGACGAGUGUGAGCAGCCCGAGGUGUGCAGCGGGGGGCGGUGCACCAACACGGAGGGUUCCUACCACUGCGAGUGUGACCAGGGCUACGUGAUGGUCAGAAAGGGACAUUGCCAAGAUAUCAACGAAUGCCAUCACCCUGGCACCUGCCCUGACGGGAGAUGCGUCAACUCCCCCGGCUCGUACACUUGCCUGCCCUGCGAGGAGGGCUACAGGGGCCAGAGUGGGAGCUGUGUAGAUGUGAAUGAGUGUCUGACCCCUGGGGUCUGCACCCAUGGAACAUGCAUCAACCUGGAGGGCUCCUUUAGAUGCUCUUGUGAGCCAGGCUACGAGGUCACCUCAGACGAGAAGGGCUGCCAAGAUGUUGACGAGUGUGCCAGCCGGGCCUCGUGCCCCGCGGGCCUCUGCCUCAACACGGAGGGCUCCUUCACCUGCUCGGCCUGCGAGAGUGGGUACUGGGUGAACAAGGACGGCACCGCCUGCGAAGAUGUGGAUGAGUGUGAAGACCCCCAGAGCAGCUGCCUGGGAGGCGAGUGCAAGAACACGGCUGGCUCCUACCAGUGCCUCUGUCCCCCGGGCUUCCAGCUGGCCAAUGGCACCGCGUGUGAGGACGUGGACGAGUGCGUGGGAGAGGAGUACUGCGCACCGCGCGGCGAGUGUCUCAACAGCCACGGGUCCUUUUUCUGUCUCUGCGCCCCCGGCUUUGCCAGCGCAGAGGGGGGCGCCAGCUGCCAGGAUGUGGACGAGUGUGCAGUCACUGACCGGUGUCUCGGGGGGCAAUGUGUCAACACUGAGGGCUCCUUCAACUGUCUGUGCAAGACUGGCUUCCAGCCCUCCCCAGAGAGCGGGGAGUGUGUGGACACUGAUGAGUGUGAGGACUUCGGAGACUCGGCGUGUGGGGCCUGGAGGUGUGAGAACAGCCCCGGCUCCUACCGCUGUGUCCCGGGCUGCCAGCCCGGCUAUCACGUGGCCCCGACUGGAGACUGCGCUGACAUAGACGAGUGUGCCAACGACACCAUGUGUGGGAGCCACGGCUUCUGCGACAACACCGACGGCUCCUUCCGCUGCCUCUGUGACCAGGGCUUCGAGACCUCGCCCUCCGGCUGGGACUGCGUUGACGUGAAUGAGUGCGAGCUCAUGCUGGCGGUGUGCGGGGCGGCACUCUGCGAGAACGUGGAGGGCUCCUUCCUGUGCCUCUGCGCCAGCGACCUGGAGGAGUACGACGCUCAGGAGGGGCGCUGCCGGCCGCGGGUGGCUGGAGGUCAGAGGAUCCCUGAGGCCCCGCCAGGGGAACAGCCCCCAGGCCCCAUCCGCAUGGGGUGCUACUCUGGGCAAAAGGGCCAGCCGCCCUGCGCCAGCCUUCUGGGCCGGAACACCACGCAGGCCGAGUGCUGCUGCACCCAGGGCACCGGCUGGGGAGACGCCUGUGAGCUGUGCCCAGCCGAGGACUCAGUCGAAUUCAGCGAGAUCUGCCCUAGUGGGAAAGGCUACAUCCCUGUGGAAGGAGCCUGGAUGUUUGGACAGACCACAUACACAGAUGCCGACGAGUGUGUGAUGUUUGGGCCCGGUCUCUGCCAGAACGGCCGGUGCCUCAACACGGUGCCUGGCUACAUCUGCCUGUGCGAUCCUGGCUACCACUACGACGCUGCCCGCAGGAAGUGUGAGGAUCACGACGAGUGCCAGGACAUGGCCUGUGAGAAUGGUGGGUGUAUGAACACAGAAGGCUCUUUCCACUGCUUCUGCAGCCCGCCCCUCACCCUGGACCUCAGCCAGCAGCGUUGCGUGAACAGCACCAGCGGUGUGGAGGACCUGCCUGACCAUGACAUCCACACGGACAUCUGCUGGAAAAAAGUCACCAAUUACGUGUGCAGCCAUCCCCUGCACGGGCGCCACACCACCUACACUGAGUGCUGCUGCCAGGACGGCGAGGCCUGGAGCCAGCAGUGUGCUCUGUGCCCCCCCAGGAGCUCUGAGGUCUACGCGCAGCUGUGCAACGUGGCCCGCAUUGAAGCGGAGCGGGAGGCCGGGGUCCACUUCCGGCCCGGCUAUGAGUAUGGCCCGGGGCCCGAGGACCUGCACUACAGCCUCUAUGGCCCAGACGGGGUCCCCUUCUACAACUACCUAGGCCCCGAGGACACCAUCCCCGAGCCGCUCUUCCCCAACAUAGCCAGCCGCCCAGGGGACCGCACACCGGUCCUUGAGCCUCCCCUGCAGCCCUCAGAACUCCAGCCCCACUACGUGGCCAGCCAUCCAGGUCUGUGUUGCUGCAAAAAUGGGGAAGAGGUGGGCUCUGAAGCUGUUUCACUUCCAUCUCCUCCAUGUGCUCAUCACUGUCAGCAGGAGCACCAGGCCGGCUUUGAAGGGCUUCAGGCAGAGGAGUGCGGCAUCCUGAACGGCUGUGAGAAUGGCCGCUGCGUGCGCGUGCAGGAGGGCUACACCUGUGACUGCUUCGAGGGCUUCCAGCUGGACAUGGCCAACAUGGCCUGUGUGGAUGUGAAUGAAUGUGAUGACUUGAACGGGCCUGCAGCACUCUGUGUCCAUGGUCACUGCGAGAACACGGAGGGCUCCUACCGCUGCCACUGCCCCCCAGGUUAUGUUGCCGAGGCAGGCCCCCCACGCUGCACCGCCAAGGAGUAGCAGCGAGGGGUCAGUGCAGGCAGUUACCUGGAAAUGGGCCCUGGCCACAGGCGGGGCCUUGAGGAAGCUUUCCUAGUUGGGGAGACGACAUGAAGACACCGGGCAGCAGGCCCUGCAGCCAGCUCCCAGCCAGCCUCACCUGCUUUUCAUCUCCCCCAGCUUCAGCUCUGGCUGUGAGCUUCUGUCACCAACUCCACACCGCCAUGCCCUUGCUUGGCUCAAACACCACCAAAUGCUUUAAUGCUUCAACCACUGGCCGUGAGGCCCAGUCUGCCAUCUGUCCUGGCCUUGCUAUGGGAUGCUUACCAAAGGAUGGCCCUGAACCAGCCCCUCAAGCUGUGCAAACAUGCAAGGUCCUUCGGCCUCACACUGCACACACCCUUUUCCAGCCAUGAUCCACGUAUCAUCCUGAUGAUUCCACACCUGGAUCAGAGGCUACAUCUGCCCUGGGAUGGUCCUUCAGAAUCUAUCAAGCCGAAAAGGAUUGGGGGGAGUUUGGGGAGUGACUCCAAUGCCUCCUCCCAAGAACCAUCACCACCACUCAGCCAAUCUGGUCUGGGCCAGUUGUGCCACAUCUCCACCCUGUUGCCAGUUCUGUGGCCCCGGGGAAGGGCAGAAGAUCCCCUCAUCUCAGAGAAGCAAGACUGAUACUAUAUUGCUAGUAAGAGACACAGAUGAAAGGGAGCAAGGAGCCUGAGAAAGCAGCAAAAAGGCAAUGUAAAAAAAUAUGGGGAGUUGAUAAAAAAAAGGGGGAGUCAGGGCUUUAUACAAGUCUAAAGAAAAUAUUCAGUAGCUUCAGGUAAAUAAACAUUCAGAAUCUACCCAGCAAUAGCUCCUGUACACCACAGCAGGGGCUGCCACAAAGCAGGGUGCCCACCUCCGAAGACCUCUGUUAAAUACAUACUGCUUCUUACAGGAAGCAAAUCUCUCCUGGGCUCUCCUUUUGUGGACACCAGUUUGAUGUGCUAAAAAUAAAGAGGUCUAUUUUCUAGCUUAUGAAAUACAGUGUAAUCUUGUUUAGGGGAAGCGAGAUUUCCUAUGUUGUUUCUUCUCUCUACUCAGAGGCCUCUGUCCUCUUGCCCUUCAUAAAACGGCUGGCUGGCAUCCCACUGAGUUUACAAGUAGAGACUCACUCCAACCUUGGCUAGCUGGGAGUUUAAAACCACGGUGGAAUAAAGAAAUGUACAUCUGG
Messenger RNA from Balaenoptera acutorostrata (minke whale), 7030 nucleotides. It is a transcript of the gene LTBP2, whose product is annotated as latent transforming growth factor beta binding protein 2. The transcript has 35 exons. NCBI's taxonomy places the organism in Eukaryota, Metazoa, Chordata, Mammalia, Artiodactyla, Balaenopteridae. Gene Ontology annotation, molecular function: calcium ion binding. The record is from RefSeq and is a predicted model, not a curated record. Bases 442 to 5838 code for a protein of 1798 amino acids.